Molecule: messenger RNA, 1798 nt
Organism: Lycium ferocissimum
Lineage: Eukaryota; Viridiplantae; Streptophyta; Magnoliopsida; Solanales; Solanaceae
Exons: 4
Coding region: 666-1538 (290 amino acids)
Source: RefSeq, a predicted model, not a curated record
GGAACCCGCAGCCGCUACCCUUCGGGUGCGCACAGGGUAAACCCAGCUCCUGUGCAAUAGCUAUGUUUUUGGGAUAAAUUUAUCAAAAUGAUGUUUUAGGGGAUAGAAUCUAAUUUACUUCAAUGUAAAAAUUAACUGACCAAAUGCAAAGUUGUUUACUUGGGUUAGUUGUCUUUAUCAUGGAUUAUAGCAUAAUUUCUAGAUCCAGUGGAUAAAUGUAACUAUACUUUUAUGUCCAUCAGCGCAACUCAGCAAUUGGCAGUAUAUUCUCUAUUAAGACUAGGCAAGGCCUUUUCCCCCACCCAAAAAAAGGAAAAAAGACUAGGCAAGAGUUUGCACAUUGAGAAGUGCAUUUACAACAUUUUAGAAGUAGUAUUUGCAAUGUACCUUUCUAAACCAUGCGGAUUAAGAGGACAGAUUCGAACCAAUUUAGCAGAACUUAUUUUACUUAUCUCAGUCUUACCAAAAGGUUUUGCUUGGUCCUCUUCCCUUUUGCUUUGUGGUUGUUGAGAACCGCUGAACUGGGAAUAUGUCUCAUGUGAGUUGCUGCUUCUUUUCAGAGCUGCAGAUCAUUUUCAUUAUGUAUUGGAAUGGAACCACUUUGAAUGGAACAUAUUCUUCUUCUCAUGUUAUGCUCCAUCAUCUUGAUGCUGUGAGCCUAUGAGAUGGGUCAACAAACAGUAGAUUCAAAAUCAAGCGAUCAUGGGCAGGCUAAUGCUAAAUCUGGACCCAAGCAUGAUAAACAGCUGUUGGUGCCAGUAGCCAUAAUGGGACCUGCAAUUCAGGAUUCACGGAGCGAGAGUGUGGUUGCUGCCUCCAAAUCUAUUGAAAGCCCACUAUUUCCUGAAACGAAUAAUAUGGACAAUAAAGUUUCUAAUAUAACUGGCUCCAAAAGACCUACCCCAGAAUGCCUAGUGAACCCUCUCAGCCGAUGCUCGACAAACAAUUCUGGUAGUGGGCAUCUUGUCUAUGUUCGUAGAAGACCCGAAGGAGAGUUAAGCAAAACUGCUGCUAGUAACAACCAAAGUGGUGUUACUGAUUAUCCACAACUGAAGAAGCUUAGUCAACAUGAUGAGAAAACUCAGACUGAAGUUCAGAUGAAGGAAGCUAGACACUAUUUUCCAGAAGUUUCACCAAUCUCAGGAACUUCUUCAAGGUGCUCCUUAUCCAUGAAACCUUCAGUACCUCCCUCGACGGGAGAGUCCAACAACAAUUUAGCUUCAGUUAACGUUAGCAACCAUCAAGUCACUUCUACCAGACUAUUGUUGGAUAAUCAAAAGAAGGUUAAUUUUAAGCUUUGGGAAGAGCGGUAUUUCCAAUUGCAGAACUUGUUGCACAAACUGGAGCAAUCAAAGCAAGAGGAUUAUGUCCAGACAGUGCUUCGAUCGCUCUCCUCUGUUGACCUAAGCAAACAUGCUGUUGAACUGGAGAAGAGGUCCAUGCGGCUCGCAUUGGAAGAAGCUAAGGAGGUGCAACGAGUAAGAGGCUUGGAUGUGUUGGGGAAAUAUCCAAAGAACCCCAGAGCUUCAAUAGCUUGACGUCCUGAACAGCCUCAGCAAGAAGGAAAUGUAAUUGUAUUCUAAAACAAAAUUUGUACAUGUUGUAGCCUGAUAUUCACAAGUGUUGUAGUUAGUCUCUGUCUGGUCCUAGCUAAUUAAUGUGCUGUAGCUAUCGUUUGUUAACACUAACUUAUAGCACAUUUUAUUGAGCAAAUGGUAAUGGCAUUGCUCAGUUCCAUCAACAACAAUUGAGAUUGAAUUCUUGCCCUCGUUAUCAUUUAAUCCUCUUUUAUGUCUUA